UUGACAGUUUUAUAUUUGACGGGAUGUCUGUGCCUACGGGUUUAGUUUCGCACGUUCAAAGAGUCAAAAGGUUGUACAAGAAAGCGCUAAGGAAUCUUGAAUCGUGGUACGACCGGAGAGACGUCUAUAGGUACUACGCGGUUACCAUGCGGGACCGUUUUGACCAACACAAAGACGUCAAAGACAUGGCAGUGGCUAGACACCUUUUGGAAGAAGGAGAAGACGAACUUUUCCAUAAACAACACUGGCAUGUGAAGCAAUUCGUGAACUCUCCAGGUGGUAGUGCGUACCAGCGCGAGGUAGUACCACCUGACUGGGUCCUGGAUUAUUGGCACCCGUUAGAAAAAGCACAGUACCCUGAGUACUUCGAACGACGAGAGAAACGCAAAGCCGAAUAUAUAAAAUUCUGGGAGGGACAGUUCUUGUGUAAGGAAAAACCAAAAGGUUGCGACGAAACCGACCCCAAGAAAGACCCAGAACCGUGCUGAUCUGUACGUUUUUUUAGAAAAAUAAACACGUUGAUUUA
Zophobas morio is the source of this 526-nucleotide messenger RNA. Its product is annotated as NADH dehydrogenase [ubiquinone] 1 beta subcomplex subunit 9-like. Gene Ontology annotation, biological process: mitochondrial electron transport, NADH to ubiquinone. NCBI's taxonomy places the organism in Eukaryota, Metazoa, Arthropoda, Insecta, Coleoptera, Tenebrionidae. The transcript has a single exon. The coding region runs from base 24 to 488 and encodes 154 amino acids. The record is from RefSeq and is a predicted model, not a curated record.